Rubroshorea leprosula is the source of this 1308-nucleotide messenger RNA. The record is from the annotation of a GenBank genome assembly. Lineage: Eukaryota; Viridiplantae; Streptophyta; Magnoliopsida; Malvales; Dipterocarpaceae.
CCCUCAAAAUUUUCCAUCAUUUUCACGGAGAAAUUACCCAAGCGUUCCAGCACCCAUGCCUUCCCCUGUCGGCUCCCCCACAAGCUCCCAGUCGGUGACUCAGACCGUCAACGGUUCUCACAGUUUCACUAUCAAGGGCUACUCCUUGGCCAAGGGCAUGGGCAUCGGGAAGCACAUAGCCAGCGAGAGCUUCACCGUCGGCGGCUACCAGUGGGCUAUCUACUUCUAUCCCGACGGUAAAAACCCGGAAGACAAUUCUACUUAUGUCUCCGUUUUCGUUGCCCUUAUGUCUCCGUUUUCGUUGCCCUAGCCAGUGAGGGCACCGACGUCAGGGCUCUCUUCGAGCUCACACUUUUGGACCAGAGUGGAAGGGGCAAGCAUAAAGUGCAUAGCCAUUUUGAUCGCGCUCUCGAGAGCGGCCCUUAUACGCUCAAGUAUCGGGGCAGUAUGUGAGUACUCUCGAUACUCUUAUGGCAAUUGCAGCAUUGGCUUCUUGUGGUGCUAUCUGUUCACUAGUUCCUUCAAGAAAGCAGCAUCAUCAUCUGGAUCAAUUCAGGCAGGCUAUUGUAAAGCACGGCUGUGCUGAGUUUCUUAGUAGGUCUCGAAGAACGUAUCCUAAAGAGAAGUUGUGGAAUAGUCCAAUGAGUCCACCGGCAUGGUCAAACUCUUCUGUUAAAGGUGUACUUUCAGCCUCUACCAAUUCAGGGACAAAGAAACCUGGUGUACUACUCAACUCUCCACGUAGACACGGUAAUCAGAAGAAGUUCACAAAGCAAGAAUGGGAAAGAUUUCACUCGAGAAUCAACCCGAAUAACUAUGGCAGAACUGGCAGCAACUCCAGAAUUCACUAACUGGGUCAUCGAGCGUGCAGACCGUAUAAAGGUCAUUUCAAAUGACAGUUCAGAUGAAUCAAUUGGGAGCAAAUCGAGUUCUAUAGACGAAGAAGCUGAAGAGAGCAGCAGUCAGUUUAGAUUCUUUAGUUGGAAACCGUGAAGUUGAAGAUAGAAUUAAGCCGUGAAUUACACAAGAACAUGUUGAAUUAGCAUCAAAUUUAGGAAAUUUAGCAGCCAUUUGCCAAGUGCAAUCUCUGUGAGCAUUUAGCAUGACAUUUUCCAAAAAAUUAACUGACCACGUAAUGCAGACGGUAAGACUGUUUACCAUUUGAUGUAACUUGAGUAAUGUACAGGCGAAGCUAGGAGAACUGCAGGUAUGUAAUUUAGUUUUUUUUGUAGUAGAUGCAAAUUCGAUUCGUUAUACCAUUUGUUACAAUAUUUUAUGGGGCCACACCAAUAUAUCUUAGAGCAUGAA